UGGCUCUCCAACUCCGCCAGAGUUCAUCUCAGCCUUCGUGUGGCCGUUCAUACCGGAUCUGCAUACGCCGCCGUCUUUGGUCACUCUGGGAUCCAGUUCGAUUUGGUCGGAUCAGACAUAGCCCUGCUUACACGUCUUAGACGCUUGGCCAAUCGGUCUGGACGCGUGCUCGUUUCAGCAACCAGCUUCGAUCAGCUUCCUGAGGGCUACCGUGGCGAAGCUGGUCCGGUCCUCGAGCUUGACUCUCACGAUGGACAGGCGGCCAGCACACUUUCUGCCUAUUUCGUGCAACAGCGAAACCCGGUAAGUUGCCUAGAGUCGGAUCGGCCUUCAGUUUGUACGGCGACAUUAGAUGACGUCCAGACUCAGCAAAUCUGUUGUUUAGAGGGUGAUAAGGAUGAAGUGAAAGUGAUGAUGCCUUGA
This is a messenger RNA of Protopolystoma xenopodis, 423 nucleotides long. The record is from the annotation of a GenBank genome assembly. Lineage: Eukaryota; Metazoa; Platyhelminthes; Monogenea; Polystomatidea; Polystomatidae.